Arabis nemorensis is the source of this 1476-nucleotide messenger RNA. Lineage: Eukaryota; Viridiplantae; Streptophyta; Magnoliopsida; Brassicales; Brassicaceae. The record is from the annotation of a GenBank genome assembly.
AUGGGAUCUAUUUCGACAAUGGAUUUCGAUUCUUCUUCAUCACCUAACCAAAUCCAUGUAAUGCUCGUUUCGUUUCAAGGACAAGGCCAUGUCAAUCCUCUUCUUCGUCUUGGUAAGCUCAUUGCAUCAAAGGGUUUACUCGUUACCUUCGUUACUAAUGAACUUUGGGGGAAGAAAAUGAGACAAGCCAACAAGAUCGUUGACGGUGAGCUUAAACCGGUUGGUUCUGGUUUAAUCCGGUUUGAGUUUUUCGACGACGAAUGGGAAGAAGAAGAUGACCGGAGAGCUGAUUUUUCUUUGUACAUUUCGCAUCUAGAGAAUGUCGGAAAACGAGAAGUGUCCAAGCUUGUUAAGAGAUACGAGGAAGUCAACGAGCCGGUCUCAUGUCUGAUCAAUAACCCAUUUGUCCCAUGGGUCUGCGACGUGGCGGUCGAAUUCAACAUUCCUUGUGCAGUGCUUUGGGUCCAGUCUUGUGCUUGUUUCUCUUCUUAUUACCAUUACCAUUACCAAACUGGCUCUGUUUCUUUCCCUACAGAAACGGAGCCUGACCUAGAUGUUAAGCUUCCUUGCGUUCCACUCUUGAAGCACGACGAAAUCCCUAGCUUUCUCCAUCCUUCUUCUCCGUUUGCCGGUUUACGUCAAGCGAUUCUUGGACAAUUCAAGAAUCUAAGCAAGCCCUUUUGCGUCCUGGUCGAUUCAUUUGACGCUUUGGAACAAGAAGUCAUCGAUGACAUGUCGAAACUCUGUCCAAUCAAAACCGUUGGACCGCUUUUCAAAGUCGCUAAAACCGUUACCUCUGAUGUAAGCGGUGACAUAUGUAAACCGACGGAUAAGUGCCUCGAGUGGUUAGACUCGAGGCCUAAAUCAUCCGUGGUCUACAUCUCGUUUGGUACGGUUGCUUAUUUGAAGCAAGAACAGAUCGAAGAGAUCGCUUUCGGAGUUUUGAAAUCGGGUUUAUCGUUCUUAUGGGUGUUUAGACCUGCACCGCAUGAUUUUAAAGUAGAGAAUCAUGUCUUGCCUCAAGAAUUGAAAGAAGCGAGUUGUAAAGGUAAAGGAAUGAUUGUGGAUUGGUGUCCACAAGAGGAAGUCUUGGCUCAUCCUUCAGUGGCGUGUUUCGUGACGCAUUGUGGAUGGAACUCGACAAUGGAGGCUAUGUCUUUAGGAGUUCCGGCGGUUUGUUGUCCGCAAUGGGGAGAUCAAGUGACGAAUGCGGUUUAUCUGAUCGAUGUUUUCAAGACGGGAGUGAGGCUUGGUCGCGGAGCGACUGAGAGAGUUGUCCCGAGGGAAGAAGUUGCGGAGAAGCUUUUGGAAGCGACCGUUGGGGAGAAGGCGGAGGAGUUGAGGAGAAAUGCUUUGAAAUGGAAGACGGAAGCCGAAGCCGCGGUGGCUCCCGGAGGAUCGUCGGAUAAGAAUUUCCGGGAGUUCGUGGGCAAGUUAGGUGUGAGAGUGACCAAGGUUAAGGAGAACGGAGACUAG